UCCCAGUGCUUUACCAUACUCGAACAGAGAAUUUGUUUGUUCAUUCCCACCGGAAUUGCUCUAACUGCUUCUGGUUUCCAAAGGAAAUUGAAUUCGCAAGAAGGGAGAAGUGAACACCGAGGAAGUGACAAAAUCAAUGAAUCAGAGAGGUGCUACUGGUGGUAGUGAUGGUGAAACGGCAAGAAUUAUAGUCGAAUUCCUUGAAGUUGCCAUUAAUACAAUCGUUUUCCUUAAAGGAGUUUACCCAUCUGGUGCUUUCGAGAGAUGCCGUUAUAUGAAUGUUGUGGUUCAGAAAUCACGGCAUCCCCAACUCAGAGACUACAUCCAUUCCACUGUCCACAACCUUCGACCCUUUAUUCAAAAGGGCUUUGUCGAGAGGGUGGCAGUCAUUUUCUUUAACAGUGAUAAUAUCCCGUCCGAGAGAUUCGUGUUCAAGUUUACUGUGAGCAAUCUCUGUAGCUCUAGUGUUGAAGAAGGUAGUGUGGAGUCUUAUCUAAGGGAAUUCCUUGUCAAGCUGUUGGCUUCUGAGCCCCUCACCAAAGUUAUCUCGAUGGACUGCAGGUGGGAGAUAGUUGGUUACUUUUCAACCCUGCCUGAAGAGGCCAUAGGAAGUGAAGAGGCAAAGUUGUGGACUUCUACGCACACCAAGCAGUGGCAGCAGCCUGCACUUAUAACUCCCAUCAAGUCAAUGAGCAGUGAACCCUUAAACAUGCAGUUAUAUCUGGAACACCCAAAUUUGUCUGAACAAAAUUCUAGUUUGGUGAUAGAAGAUUCUCCGGAUAGAGUGACAUCAAGUUCUCCCUCAUUAGAUGGUUUUCAGCCUGUUGUGCGCGGUUCUAAGAAAUAAUAUGCUUUGGAUGAGUUCAUUGUUGUAUUAUUUCUUCUUCUUUGUUAUUGUUUUUUGUUUUUGUUUUGUUGUUGCCUGCUUCUCUAUUCAAGAGGUUCUGACUUUAUGUCCCCUCCUGUUUUUGUUUUUCUUUUAAUGUAUUAAUGAAUUCUCCUUGUGA
This is a messenger RNA of Papaver somniferum (opium poppy), 1007 nucleotides long. Its product is annotated as DNA polymerase zeta processivity subunit-like. The record is from RefSeq and is a predicted model, not a curated record. The transcript has 5 exons. Lineage: Eukaryota; Viridiplantae; Streptophyta; Magnoliopsida; Ranunculales; Papaveraceae. The coding region runs from base 137 to 847 and encodes 236 amino acids. Gene Ontology annotation, cellular component: zeta DNA polymerase complex.